Molecule: messenger RNA, 1276 nt
Organism: Anastrepha obliqua
Lineage: Eukaryota; Metazoa; Arthropoda; Insecta; Diptera; Tephritidae
Product: retinol dehydrogenase 14
Exons: 4
Coding region: 90-1097 (335 amino acids)
Source: RefSeq, a predicted model, not a curated record
CAAUCGUUCAAGGCGAAGGUUGUGCGCGAGCGAAUUUGAUAAAAUAUAAAUAAACAGUUUUUAAAGCAAAAUUUUAGUUUUAUAAAAAGAUGGGUUUGUUGAGUGUGUUACCGAGCGCUGACUAUCUGCGUGACAUUCUGCUCUUGGCCCUGUUUUCGGCCAUCAUUGCCACUCUGCUGAGCAUUCGCUUCUAUUUGCGCAUUACAGCCGGCAGAUGCUUCACUGAGACGAAAAUGGAAGGAAAAACCGUCAUUAUCACAGGCGCCAACAGUGGCAUUGGCAAAGAAACCGCACGCGAUCUGGCUAAGCGCGGAGCGCGCAUCAUCAUGGCUUGCCGAAAUCUGGAGACGGCUAACGCUGUUAAAGAGGAAAUCACCAAAGAGACUGGCAACAACAAAUUGAUUGUUAAGAAAUUGGACUUGGGCUCACAGAAAUCGGUACGUGAAUUUGCUUCCGAUAUCGUGAAGAAUGAACAGAAAAUCGAUGUAUUAAUUCAUAACGCCGGUAUGGCGCUGGCGUUCCGCGGGCAAACCAGCGAAGAUGGCAUUGAGCUGACCAUGGCUACCAAUCAUUAUGGUCCAUUCUUGCUUACCCAUUUGCUAAUCGAUGUUCUGAAGAGGAGUGCACCAUCGCGUAUAGUUAUUGUUGCUUCCGAAUUAUAUCGCUUUGCUUCGGUUAAUUUGGAUAAACUCAAUCCGAUCGGUUCAUUCCCGGCUGCCUAUUUGUACUAUGUGUCGAAAUUCGCCAACAUCUACUUUGCACGUGAAUUGGCCAAACGCUUGGAGGGCAGCGGCGUGACGGUGAACUUUUUGCAUCCCGGAAUGAUUGAUUCGGGUAUCUGGCGUAAUGUGCCUUUCCCUCUCAAUUUGCCUAUGAUGGCUAUAACGAAGGGAUUUUUCAAGACACCCAAGGCAGGUGCACAAACAACAAUUUACCUGGCUACCUCAGACGAAGUGGCUAAUGUGUCGGGCAAGUACUUCAUGGAUUGCAAAGAGUCUACUCUAAGUGCAGCGGCUAUGGAUGAGGAAAAGGGCAGGAAAUUGUGGGAAGAGUCGCUGAAGAUUGCCAAGGUGACUCCACAAGAUCCAAAAAUCUAAAUAGGCCAAAAGGCACUGAAUAACUUGGCUAAUAUAUAUAGUAUAUAUUAUAUUUUUUGCAAUCCUUAGUGAAAUAAUAUACAUUUCUAUAAGAUACAAAUAUGUACUCAUAAUUUAAGCUUCAUAGUGUGCAAUACGCAAUAUUGAUGGAAUAAUGAAACACAAGUGAAAUGCGCCAA